Suillus discolor is the source of this 540-nucleotide messenger RNA. Its product is annotated as MSF1-domain-containing protein. Lineage: Eukaryota; Fungi; Basidiomycota; Agaricomycetes; Boletales; Suillaceae. Gene Ontology annotation, cellular component: mitochondrial intermembrane space. The record is from RefSeq and is a predicted model, not a curated record. Gene Ontology annotation, biological process: phospholipid transport. The coding region runs from base 1 to 540 and encodes 179 amino acids. Gene Ontology annotation, molecular function: phosphatidic acid transfer activity. The transcript has 3 exons.
AUGCACAUCUUCUCCCAAUCUUUCAAGUAUGAUCACUCAUGGUCUCACGUCGUCAUUGGAAUGUGGCACAAAUACCCGAACCCACAUUGUACUCACGUCGUUAACGUCGAUGUUCUCGAUCGUACGAUUGAUCCAUUAACUGGAGUAAUACGGACGGAGCGUGUCCUUGGGUGCAAACAAAAGGCGCCCUCAUGGAUAGUCAAGCUCUUUGGUGGCUCGGAGGAUGCUUUUGUUCGUGAGAUAUCCUUCAUAGAUCCCUCAACGCAAACCGCGACGAUCACAUCCGUCAACCUCUCGCUGUCCCAAUUCGCUACUUGCUAUGAGCGAAUACAGUAUAGACCGAUGUCCUCCACCCAGACAUCAUUCAUACAGACAGCAGAGAUACAGGCGCGGAUGGCCAUGUGGAGGAGUAUGACAGACAAGUUCGAGGAUUGGUUGGUUCAGCGCUUCGAGCAGAACGCUAUUUCAGGUAAAGCUGGAUUUUCGGACGUGCUCAGAACAAUGUGGGAGGCCAAGGAACAGCAGACUGCACCAUCAUAG